Molecule: messenger RNA, 2368 nt
Organism: Dimorphilus gyrociliatus
Lineage: Eukaryota; Metazoa; Annelida; Polychaeta; Dinophilidae
Source: the annotation of a GenBank genome assembly
GUAAUUGCGCAUGCGCAGUACACUCUAAACAGUAAACAAGACAUUGCUAAACACAAAGAAAUCAUUUUAUUUUUAUGCUUUGAUUAAUAUCUGCAGACAUUAAUCUUUACAGAAUCAUACUUAAUUGAAUAAAUUCUUAAAUGACAAACUUUUAAUAUCUAAACGAUAAAGCUAAUAAUAGUUACAUCAACUACCAGCUGAGAUGAGCGAAGAAAUUUUAACUGGUUAUCAGACUUUGAAGACAAAUGAAGAGGAUUCACCACCUAGUCCAAAAAUAGUUGAACACUCAAGCCAAAAGAAAAGCACUAGAUGGAGUCAUAUACAAAAUUUGGAUGAAUUUUUUACUCGGGUAUAUCAAUAUCAUCAAAGAGGUGGAUUUUUGGCAAUGGUUAUUGAAGAUUGGAUGCAGCUAUUACAAUUCGCGUUUAUUAUUGGCUUUUCUUCUUUCCUUUUGAAAUGUGUCAAGUAUGAUGUACUUUUUCAUGAAACCAAAUUGCUAAAUGGAACAGAAAAAGUUACUUUGAGUGAUGGCGUUUUCAGUGUUGAGCAAUGUUUUGAAAGAUUCGAUCCUCUAAUGAUAAUAGUUCUAAUUGUGGCUGUGGUUUUGGCUUUACUGAAAACAUGCAGAAAUAUUUACAAUUCGUUUCAAUACUAUGACAUGCGUAAUUUUUACUCCCAAGUCUUAGAAAUUACAUCACAAGAUCUGGGGAGUUUUACUUGGCAUGAAAUACAGUCAAAGUUGCUUUUAGGACAAACCGAACAUCAUUUAUGCAUUCAUAAACAUGACCUGACUCAGCUAGAUAUUUAUCAUAGAAUUUUGCGGUUCAAAAAUUAUGAAGUGGCUAUGAUUAAUAAAAAAGUUAUAAAUUUACAAUUUAAGCUUCCCUUUCUUGGAGAAUGUGUCCUCUUCAGUAAUACUUUGAAAUAUAAUUUGGAGAUAAUUCUCUUUUGGGGUCCUUGGAGUCCAUUUGAAAAUCAUUGGCAUUUGAAGUCAGAUUAUAGAAAUUAUCAUAAGCGCAAAGAAUUGGCUGCACAAUAUGCAGAGUUAUGUAAAAGAGAUCCUAGCAUACUGGGAUUAAGAAUGUGGUCGCUUUAUUCUCGCUUAUACUUAAGACACUUUAAUGAACUGGAACAUGAAUUUAUGUCAAGGCUGAAUAGAGCCUAUAAGUAUUCAGUCCGAUACAUGGAUUCCUUUACACUUCCAAUUACAGUAAUUUUUGCUAAAUACACCGUGUUUUUUUGUGGAAGUAUUCUCAUCGUUUUCGUAGUUUUAACCGUGAUAGAUGAAGAUAUUCUAGCAGUUCAGCAUGUUAUAGGCACUAUGACAGUGCUAACAAUAAUUUGCUCUAUUGGAAGGGCAUGUAUACCGGACGAAAAUAUGGUUUGGAGUCCGGAGAUACUCAUGCGAAGUAUUUUAAGUCAAAUACACUAUAUGCCUGAACACUGGAAGGGACAAGCUCACAAAUUUCCUGUACGAGAUGAAUUUUCGCAGCUAUUUCAGUAUAAGUUUAGCUAUUUACUAGGCGAGCUAUUUAGCCCAAUAACCACUCCCCUUGUGCUCAUUUUCUCCUCACGUAACAAAGCCCUUGAUAUUGUUGAUUUCUUUCGGAAUUUUACUGUUGAAGUGACUGGUGUCGGGGAUGUUUGUUCAUUUGCCCAAAUGGAUAUAAGAAAACACGCAAGUCCUGAAUGGAUGGUUUCAGAGACAUCGACAGAAGCUAAUGAUUACCGACAAGCUGAAAAUGGAAAAGCCGCUCUGUCUUUAAUUCACUUUAAAUACACAAAUCCAGAAUGGGUUCCACCAGAAGACGAGAGCAAAUUUUUGAACUCAGUUAGAGCACACAUGACGAGGGAUGUUGCACAACUGGGAUUGAAUCCAGGUGCUGAAGCAAUGUUCAAUUCAAUGCGAAGUUCGGAUGGUUUACCCUCAAUUUCUCAACCUAACUUAGCUGACGAUGGAGUUAGGGUGAGAGGAGCUCAUCAUAUAGAGGGUCCUCUGAGCAAUAGCUUGAACUCUUUUGCUAGUUUGGGAACAAUUCAAAAGAAUCCUAACGAAGAGCAAAUAGAAAUUUUGACAAAUGAGAUGAAUCUGUCCGCUCUUUAUCUUCAUGACAUAAGACGACAGAAAAAGAAAGUUCAACGCGAGCCUUUCAUAUCAGGGAUAUCAGAACAGGAAAGUCUGCGAACUGCCAUGUCUCAUAUUAGGGAAGAACCUAGUGAGACGGAUUGGCCAUCCCUGAAACUACCAUCGUCUGUUCAAUCUGGAAAAGAGUUGUUUAGAACAUCUCUGACUUCGUCUACUAGAACAAUAGAUGAACAAAAGCCGCUGCUGCAGUAUGAUGAAAGAGACGAAGAUGACAUUGUGUGA